Molecule: messenger RNA, 4433 nt
Organism: Eleginops maclovinus (Patagonian blennie)
Lineage: Eukaryota; Metazoa; Chordata; Actinopteri; Perciformes; Eleginopidae
Gene: pdgfd
Product: platelet derived growth factor d
Exons: 7
Coding region: 448-1584 (378 amino acids)
Biological process (GO): positive regulation of protein autophosphorylation; platelet-derived growth factor receptor signaling pathway; positive regulation of MAP kinase activity
Cellular component (GO): membrane
Molecular function (GO): platelet-derived growth factor receptor binding; growth factor activity
Source: RefSeq, a predicted model, not a curated record
CACAGCAGAGACGCGUCUGAUAGAAACCAGAGAACUAUUCGGGAUAUUUUCAGUGACUCAACAAAACGUAUCUACGAUAAGAAGUUCGGCGCCUGUAAGCUCAUGUCUGGCCGUGAACGGAGCUAUAUUACCCCCCACCUGCACUUAAUUGUUUCGGAGUUCUGCUCUCGGUUCCUGUGGGCGCGUAACUUUUUUUAUACCAGGACAAAAACUUGGAUUUUGGGGCACUUUGGCAGGAGACGGGACAUCGUGUGCACAGACAUAGAAGUCAACAAAUGGCUCUCAUUUACGGGUAGAGGAGGGAGAUUAUGAAAGUUUGAAGUUGCUGAAUGGAAAGUUAGUGUGUACUUUCUUGGCUGCAGGGUAUUUAAAGUAACAUCUCAUUUGAACCACUGGAAGUUGAGGAGGACAUUUAUUCUUAAAGGCGUUUACGAGUUUUAUAUCACAAUGAUCGGACCAGUUGUUUUCCAGAUGUGGACGGUUUUAUUUUUGGGGACUAUCACCGGGUUCUGCAGGGCUCAGGUCGCCACCGCCAAAGUGCUGAGAGGUAACAUCAGGAGAGAAGACAGCAAUCGCCUCACCACAGACUUUUACUGCAAAGAGGAAAACAUCACAGUAACGCCAACGAGAGGAGCCAUCUACAGCCCGCGCUACCCCAACGCUUACCCCCGCAAUCUGCUGUUGUCAUGGAAACUGCUGUCCCCACCUGGUAGUCGCAUACACCUGGAGUUCGACGGACACUUCGGACUGGAGGAGGCUGAGAAUGGAGUGUGCAGGUAUGACUUUGUUGAAGUGGAGGACCAAUCAGAGACCAGCACUAUAAUUUGGGGUCGCUGGUGUGGGCAGAAGGCACCUUCUAGUCUCAACUCCAAAACCAACAUGCUCAGAGUCACCUUCAAGUCGGACGACUACUUUGUUGCAAAGCCGGGAUUCAAAAUCUUCUACUCCCUGCUGUAUGAAUCUCCCUUGCCUGCGUCCAACACCAACUGGGAGGCCGUCACUAUGCCCAUGUCGGACAGUGUUGGAGGGCAGAUGCCAGUGGCAGUCACGGAGGUUCCUUUCUCAUUGGAGGAUUUGGACCGAACCAUAGCUGCCUUUGAAACUGUAGAGCAGCUGUUCAGAUCGCUCAGCCCAGACACCUGGAGACAGGACCUGGACAGCAUCUACACUCAAACACACAUCCAUUAUAGAUCCAGGGCCUAUCACCUGGCAAGCAGACAUAAUAAAGUUGAUCUGAACCGCCUCUAUGACGACGUCAAGCGCUACAGCUGUACGCCUCGCAACUACUCUGUGAACCUGCGUGAGGAGCUGAGGGCCACCAACGCCGUCUUCUUCCCCCGAUGUCUGCUGGUCAAACGCUGUGGAGGCAACUGUGGCUGCGGAACAGAGAACUGGAACAACGGCUGUACCUGUCAGGCCUCCAAGACAACUCACAAACUACACGAGGUGCUGAAGUACGCCCCGGAGGUUAGUCUGCAUCAGCGCCAUCGGAGGCCGGGGAGGGUGCGCUGGGUCAUAGAUGAAAUCUUCCUCCCACACCAUGAAAAGUGCGAGUGUGCAUGUCCAUCCCAGCCCCCCCGCUGAGAAACCAAGAUUUGGACAUACAUCAGGAAAUGAUGGACGAGAUCUUUUUUUAUACAUUUUUGCAAAGGACUACUUAUAAUUACAGCAAGGCAGACACACAUGCAGCCAAGAAGAAGGCAACAAUUUGACUGACAAACGCUGCUUGCAUUGUACACGGGGACAUUUGUUCUUGCAGCAAAUGCAUUUACAGCCAAACAUGUAAAUGCAUAUGUUUCCAGCCGAAUAUGUUCUUAUUUAACUUUCCUGGAACUUGGAGUCACAAGUUCCAUCCAUAUUUUUUCCUCAAUAAAAUAAAUACAGAAGAUUCUUUGGAAUACAAAAACAUGUACCAUACCAAACUAUGUGAAAAAGAUACCGACACUGCAUCAAACUUACAUUCUGGUUUAGGAGCUCAACAGAGGCCAAUUUGAUCGAAUUUUCAUUCAACUGUAAGCGACUGCUGUGUUCACAGUUUAUUAAUUUCUGUUUCAUGUGUAUCUGUUUGCAUUUCUGCAUGUUGUAAAAAGGGUAUUUGCAGAAACUUCAAUCCCUCUGCCAGGAGCAUGCUGAGAUGAGUGAGCGUAAGACAGAAGGAGGGAGGGAGAAGGGUUGAAGGAAGCAUAAACCAAAAUAACAUUUUAUCUCAAUGUGAAAUAAGGCUAACCAAAACCCUCCAGAACGUAAUUGCACACUAACACACUCACACACAUUCACACUCCAGGCAAAAAGUAUGUUAUUAUUUUUACUGAAUUCUUCACAUUACUAUUUAUCUGUAAAGCCCUGGGUUUUUGUUUUUGUUUUUUUGCAUACAUUUAUGUCUGCAUAGGUCUGUCCUUCCAUCCAUAGGCUUUCUGCUACUCGUGUUUCUUUCUCACUGACUCCGUGCACACACACUUUCUCUCCCUUCAUCACUCAUUCUCACAACACAUCAAAGAGAUGUCAGAUCAAGCUGCUGCGCUUUGCCUACUUUUCUAUGCGUCCCUGGCAUUCCCACUGCCAACCGAAAUUCUGCUAACACGGAUAAAACCGUGAUCCUCAAGCUUUGAAAACAUGAGUGGAAAGAGCGUUUUUUUUUUCAGGAGAGGCUGCUAACAGAAAAGAGACAAUCAAGCCGGCUAUUCGUAGAUUAGUAGCACUUCUGGAUGAGAGCUGAGAGAGGAGCCACUUUGCAGAUGCAACAUAAAAGAUUGCAGCUACUGUAGGCGUUUCAAUCAGCAUGUUUAUACAUUCAGCAAGCCUGAUUUUUUUUUUUGUCAAGCUGCUUUUUACUUUCUCACAAAGAUGCUCACAUUUAUCACAACCUGUCCCACUGCUUUGCAAGUGUGCAGCGGCGCCACAGUGAAAAAGAUCUGCGGGAAUUAGCCUAAUGUUCUCUGCUGAAAAUACAACAGAACUUGAGUGUGAGUGUGAGUGUGAGAGAGGGGGCUGUGUGUUACAGCUCAGGAAAAGGUCCUUUUGUUUAAAGGGUGGAGGGUUACCAACAGUCUGCGAGAGCUGGCAGCAGAUACAAGCAUGGGAAUGGUCAGCGUGUGACCGUGCGCGCAAGUGUGUAUGUGAGUGUGUGCAGGUAGCUAGAGUAUCAAAGCAAUAGAGCAAGAAUUCAAAGUAACUGCUUAUCAUUUCCAAACACAUGAUCCAGCUGUGCGGAAUUAAACACACCGGCAUCCGCCAUCUCUCCAUCAUCACCCCCCAUGUGUCACACGCCUAGGCCCGCUUACUGGACUGAAUUACUCUGAGAAAAUUGGAUUUUACACACUUCUUUUGUUCAAAAGAAAGACAAAGCUGGACACUGAGACGAUCCCUCAGUCACAGUGAAACCCGAUCAGCUGUGUGUCUGCGCCGCUUUUAUGUGCAUGUGCGUACUGUAAGUCAUGGGUAUUAUUCGGCAGAUGUGGAUACAGAAACGCUCUUAAAUAUUCCAGACGCUUUUCAGGUUGUGCAGUAAUAACAUUCUACACACACACACACACACACACACACACACACACACACACACACACACACACACACACACACACACACACACACACACACACACACACACACACACACACACACACACACACACACACACACACACACACACACACACACACACACACACACACACACACACACACACACACACACACACACACACACACACACGUAAAUUGUUUUGGGAUGUUCUUCACUUUGUUCUAAAGUUUUUGUCUUCUGUUCUCAUGAAAAGUUUGCUUUCAUUGCUCUGAGCUGCAUUUUGAAACACAAUGCUGAACAUACAGAUAAUCCAGAGUUGGUAUAUAAAUCAUACUGUUAAAUUUUUAAUAGCUAACAAACCAAAAAUAAAAGGAGGCAUUUAGUAACUUUUCAAGAUACCUAUUGCAAAAUACAUAGUUACGCUAGUAUUUUAUAAACUCUGCUGCAAACAUAUUAUUUUGUUAAUUAUUAUUUUGAAUAUGUGUGAGGAGUAUGUGUGUGUGUGUGCUUCCUGUGCCUGCCAGUUUGCUGGCGUUAUCAGCACAUUCCAUUGUUGCGUGCUCCGAAAUGAAUUUCCUCUUUUCCUUAUUGUUUUCUCCUCUCGUCUUUGCGAUAGAACCACAUGCAUUUCAAGUUCCUAGUUUCAAACCGGCUUGUGUAGGUGUUUGGAUUUCUGAUUAUUCCUUAAAUUGCAUCAACUACGUGCAUCAAAAACAAACAUUCAACAUUUGAGAAGUCCUCUGACUGAGAAAUGUUUGUUUUAGUAAAAACCUGCUUUGCUGUGUUCAGAAAAACCUUCAUGACAAAACUGUACGUGUGCUUAACCUUAAUAAUUUAUUGUGUCUUUCUCUAUUGUUUUAUUAAAAUAUAUUAGCUGUUUGAUCUUGAUAAAUAAAAGGUUUCUAGACUAA